Messenger RNA from Hordeum vulgare subsp. vulgare (domesticated barley), 1403 nucleotides. RefSeq names its product BEL1-like homeodomain protein 11. Gene Ontology annotation, biological process: regulation of transcription by RNA polymerase II. Bases 101 to 1132 code for a protein of 343 amino acids. The record is from RefSeq and is a predicted model, not a curated record. Gene Ontology annotation, molecular function: RNA polymerase II cis-regulatory region sequence-specific DNA binding; DNA-binding transcription factor activity, RNA polymerase II-specific. Lineage: Eukaryota; Viridiplantae; Streptophyta; Magnoliopsida; Poales; Poaceae. The transcript has 4 exons.
GCCUCCCUCUCCCUCUCCCUCUCUUAGCUCGUAUAUCGGUGUGCUCCUGCACUAGCUCUACUCUUCUACCGGUCUACAAGAGGAGGUAAGGCCGACAGACAUGGUGACCAAGCGCCUCCAAGAAAGCGGCUCGCCGAAGCAAGCUCGCCCUGUCGCCACCGACAGCGCCAACGGCCCGCUGAUGCUGCUCCAUUUACGGGAGCAGCGCUGCGGCCACCACCCGGCUGCCUCGCCCGCUGGCCCGCUGGCGCUGACGCUCGGCGCCCCGGCCGACGACGACGCCUGCCGGCGCUGCGACGAGGCGCUGCGCGGCUCCCGCUACCUGAGGCCCGCGAUGGAGCUGCUGCGCGACGCGGUUUCCGCCGUCGGCGGCGGCGGCGACGACGACGAGAGCGCGGGAGGAGGCAGCGAAGACGAGGCGACUCACCGUGAUAUGCGUCUGCGGGCGGCAGCGACGGGCCGCCGCGUGAUCCAGGCCAAGAACGACGGCGGCACCGGCGGCGCGGUGCAAGCCAAGCUCCUCGGCCUUCUCAGCGAGUUGGAGAGCCGGCAGGAGCACUACUUCCAGGAGCUGAGCCGCGUGGCGUCGUCGUUCGAGCCGGUGCUGGGGGCCGCCGCGACGGCCGGGUACACGUCGCUCAUGUCGCGGGCCAUGACGCGCCACUUCGGCAACCUGCGCCGCGCCAUCCUCCGCAAGCUCGCGACGCUGUGGGUGGUGGACGAGGACAGCGAGGAGGAGGAGGAGGACGGCGACGAGUACGACUACGACCCCGCCCGGCGCCAGGAGGACAUGGUGGGCCGGCUGGUCCGGCGGACGAAGCAGGCCGCGGCGGCGCGGGCGGCGGAGCAGGUGUGCAAGCCGAUGAGGGUCCUGCCGGAGGAGUCGGUGGCCGUGCUCCGGGCCUGGCUCUUCAACCAUUUCCUAGAUCCCAGGUACCCGAGCGACAACGAGAAGCUGAGGCUGGCGGUGAGCACGGGGUUAAGCAGGAGACAGAUAUCCAACUGGUUCAUCAACGCCCGGGUGCGGCUGUGGAAGCCCAUGAUCGAGGAGAUGUACGCCGACGAGUUCUCCGAGGAUUCCUCCGCCGUCUCCUCCAGGGACGACGGCGACGCGGCGGCGUCCUCUCAAUGAGCAGCGCAUCUCCUUCCUUGGGCAAGAUUCAGUCUUCCUUGGCCGGAGACGGGUCGGUUGGAUGCCGUCUUCGGCGAAUUAGUGGUUGGGUAGUGAAGCUCUUUUUGCCAGAGCUUGAGUGAGGUUUUUUUUUUUUUUUUUUGCGGAAGAGAGCUUGAGUGAGUUAUUAUGCAGAGGCCGGGGUUUUUAACCUUUUCUUGUCGAGGAUAAAAAAAGACUAUGGCAUGCGAUGAAAUCCAUCUUUACCGUAAAGAGAUUAUGCGGCAUGUAA